This is a messenger RNA of Caenorhabditis angaria, 954 nucleotides long. The record is from the annotation of a GenBank genome assembly. NCBI's taxonomy places the organism in Eukaryota, Metazoa, Nematoda, Chromadorea, Rhabditida, Rhabditidae.
AUGCUGAACUACGAAUUCUCCGACAAUCCGAUGUUCUAUUUAUUAGAUUGGAGUUUAAGAAUUGUAUGGAUACCCUACACAUAUUUAUUCCUCAAAACACCAGAAGAAGAUAAAAAAAUGAUAAUCUACCGUAUUUAUAAAUGGAUUUUUGUCAAUUUUCUCUACAAAAAAAUUAUGUUAUUCACCACUAUGUUGGUGAUAUUUUAUAUAGAAAUUAAUGGAUCAAGUAAUCUUCUAAUAGGUAUUCUAUUCAUGGUUGUCUAUUCUCUAACUCCAAUCUCUACAUCAGAACCAGGAUUUCUAUUAUUGAUUGCUUUGCAAAGAUUUAUCAUAAUAGCUGAUAUUCGAUAUUUUGUUAAACUCGUACAGGAUAAAGGUUUAAUUCUUCUCCUGAUUUUGCAUUAUAUAACCGUAUUUUCAUAUUAUAUUAUCAUGAAAUGGUUUAAAUGUGAACCUAGAGCAUGCACUCUUUAUUCUCUAGUCAACAAUAAUUCAGAUUGUAUUGAUGUGCAAUUUUUGUUAUACAUCAGAUUAUUUUCCGAAUCAAUAUGUUAUAUCAUCUCGAUAAUCUUAUUUAUCCUAACAUUCAUCUGUAUUCAUCAGAAUCGUCAUAUUUUAUCAGAAACUAAAAGAAGAGCCGAAUUAUCGAUAAUCUAUCAAAAUUUUCCCAUCGUUUUUCUAACAUUGCUUCAAUAUUUUGUAGCUUUGAUUAUUUAUAUGAAUCAAGGAAUGUAUGAUAAGCGAAAUAUUCUGAUUAAAAAAUACAUGUGCAGUGGAUUUGCUAGUGUUGAUUGUAUUUUCCCGAUCACUUAUACAAUUGCUAACUUUUCGAGGUUUCGCACAUCAUUUUCAAAGUGUUUUUGUUGCUUCAAAUGCUGUUUCAAGAAAAAUAAUCGAAUCAGUGAUCGAUCUUCACAAUUUAUGAGUACUAAAAGACACGGUGUUCCAGCUUGA